GACGUUUGUCCAACAAAGAAAUUAAAAGCGCCCGAAGACACUUUAAGAAGAAUACAAAAGAAAAUAGCUUUUGCUGAAAAGAAACGGGCUUCAUCUUUGGAAAAUAAUGAGGCUGGCUCAAUUCAAAAUGGAAAUUCGUCUUCAGGAGAACAAGCAUCGCCAUUGCCAACGAGAGAAAUUGAUUCUCAUGACUGGGUUGAUGAAUUUCGCAAAAGAUACAACACCAAAAAUUCCGGCAAUGGCGAUUUUGAAACGGAAUGGUACAUGGCAUCGGAUAUAUUUCGGCAGGUCGCUAUUGCAUAUUCAAAUGAUAUGUAA
Molecule: messenger RNA, 318 nt
Organism: Paramuricea clavata
Lineage: Eukaryota; Metazoa; Cnidaria; Anthozoa; Malacalcyonacea; Plexauridae
Source: the annotation of a GenBank genome assembly